Molecule: messenger RNA, 1357 nt
Organism: Priapulus caudatus
Lineage: Eukaryota; Metazoa; Priapulida; Priapulimorpha; Priapulimorphida; Priapulidae
Product: mediator of RNA polymerase II transcription subunit 18-like
Exons: 9
Coding region: 342-995 (217 amino acids)
Biological process (GO): regulation of transcription by RNA polymerase II; termination of RNA polymerase II transcription
Cellular component (GO): mediator complex; core mediator complex
Molecular function (GO): transcription coregulator activity
Source: RefSeq, a predicted model, not a curated record
GGCGCUCUUGACUUUUGUGUAUAAACAUAAAUCUCGUCUUGCUUCGUAAAUUUCAGCUUUUCACAGCCCAAUUUUAUAUUUCUGUUUUGUUAUCGUGUUUGCGAAUGAGUUACGGUAAUUUUCGAGUGCAUAUUGGUAAUGGAAACGUGUGUAAUAAGGAUAUAGAGUCGGCGUGAUUGAGUAUAACCCGCCGUCUACUUUAGUUUAGACAACAACGACCACGGUUCCACUAUAAACGCCACACUGACUGUUAUCUUCGUCAUUUAUGCCUCACUCAUGUCACGCGUGGUAUAAGGUGACUAAAGUCUAAAGACAAUAGCCUUCAUAGAACAGCAAGAGUUAUGGCGGAAUCACUGAGCUCUGUUCUACCAAUAUUACCAGCAAAGGAGUACUACCUCCAGGGAAGUAUUCAUGAUGCAGCAAAAGACAUUCUACUGCAUCGUCUGAGGGGCCUGUGUGAUUGUACAGAGUCUGAACCAGAAUCAUUUCACGAUCACGAGAUGGUUUACGUGAUACGUGGCGUUGGUAUCGGUGGGGUGCAGCAGAUGCCUAUCACCGUGAGAGCUAGCCAGUCACUAGAACAUCCUGAAGAGCCGUGGCACUUGCGUUACGUCGGUAAUCCUGAGGCGUCGGGGACGGGAGUUGAUCGCAGCAAGAGCGCGAUGGUUCGCACAUGUAUCGACGUGGGCACGUCCGAUGACCUCAUAAUAUUCCUGCAGGAGCUGGGAUUCAGACUUGAUUUUGAAUACGUCACGAAAGGAUAUAUGUUUCGAAAAGGCAGAAUGAAAGUGACAGUCUCCAAGGUGUUCAGGGUUGUGCAGCCAGGGAAGACUGAUAGCAUAGAGCCGAUGUCACUUUCCUGUUUGGUAGAGCUGAGCCUAACAGCACCGGCUGGACAGGACGCUGUGGCCGACGAUAUGAAAACAUUUGCUGAGCAACUGAAACCAUUAGUGCAACUGGAGAAGAUCGACACUCGGCGAUUGCAAAGCAUCUGAUAUGUCGUCGCCAUGGCUUUAUCAUCGCAGCUUUCUCAGCAUCCCUUCCUCAUCCUCGUGGCUUCCUCGUCACCCUUUCCUUAUCAUUGUGGCAUCAGCAUCCUUUCCUGGUCAUUGUGGUAAUAGCAUCCUUUCCUCAUUAUCAUGGCCUAAGCAUCCCUUCCUAAUUAUCAUGGUCUCAGCCUCCCUUCCUAAUUAUUAUGGCAUCAGCCUCUCUUCCUAAUUAUUAUGGCAUCAGCCUUCCUUCCUCAGCAUGGCCUCAGCAUCUCUUCCUCAUCCCCACGGCCCAGCAUCCCUUCCUCAUCCCCACGGCCCAGCAUCCCUUCCUCAUCCCCACGGCCCAGCUUCCCUUCCUCAUCCCC